AACUUAACGAUCCAACGAUCAAGCUUAGAGUGCGACAGGUGCGAAUGUGCGGUCAAUAUAAAGUUUUCAUUUUGUUUUUGUGUGCCCUUAGUAGUGCCGCAAUGGAUGCGAAUUUGCGAAAUUGCAGCAAUUCAUCAAUUUCCAGUACAUUAGUGGAGGCGUGUCCCGCCAAUUCGCAGUGCGAACUUUUUAAUAAUACGUUCAAAUGCAUUUGUCUACCAAAUUUCCAACAUAACGUAAUACCAGCGUCGCUGCCAAAUUUGGAACAUGCAUUCUUACCCUAUUGCCAGUUUAAAAACGUCAGCGACACCGUCGAUGGAGAGUCAAAAGUAAUGCUUUAUAUUCGUUCACCUGUAAAGGCGGAACUUUUAGUUUGUGCAAUUUUGAUGAUACUACUGGCCGUCAUAGCAGUUUUGGCUAUUAUUUAUGUGAUAAAACUUUUGAAGCCAUUAAAAAGGACGAAAAUUGCCUAUGUCAAGCUAAAGCGGCGAGGUAACAAACAUCAACGUUUGGUCGAGGAAGAGAUGUACGACGGUGUCGCUAUGACGCGUCGUAACGAAGAUGCGCAGUACGUGUACUAUUAAAAAGUCGGCUAACUUUAUCCAAAUGCAUACACAAUUACAUCAACAUACAUAUGUAUGUGCGUAUAUGUAUAAAAAGUACAUUAAAAUUAAUCUGUGAUUCGAAAGAUGUUUAAUACCGUUAAAAGUAAUAUUGCUGGCCAACCAUUGUUGAUUAGAUGCUAGUGGUUAGUAUUAUAUUACAUCAACCUUGUAUAGUAUUACUUAAACGUUUGUGUAACAAGAAUAGUCAGCCUUCCAUUAAACUUUAGGGAGAUUUUCCCAAUGUCUAAUUAAAUGCUUAAUCAGAACGUAAUCGGUAAUGAAAGUGAUUUCUCAGUAACUAGUUACGGAAUAGCUGGCAAUUGAGUUCUUAAUAAAGUUUAUCGGAGGUAAAUAAUGAAUAA
Messenger RNA from Anastrepha obliqua, 967 nucleotides. RefSeq lists its product as uncharacterized. The transcript has 2 exons. The coding region runs from base 45 to 584 and encodes 179 amino acids. The record is from RefSeq and is a predicted model, not a curated record. NCBI's taxonomy places the organism in Eukaryota, Metazoa, Arthropoda, Insecta, Diptera, Tephritidae.